GGUAAUGGGAUAAAAUUGUAAAAUUUAGUUUUCCUCCGAAUAGAUUAACUUAUAGUAUUCAUGUGAUUAUUUUUUCAUGUUGCUAACGAAUGUCUCUUUUUUCCAAGCAGAACUAUAAUAUGGAUUUAGAGCUCAAGGACUAUUAUAACAAGACACUUACCACAGAAAAUAAUACUGCUGCCACUCACAAUUCUGAUUUCCCUGUCUGGGAUGACUAUAAAAGCAGUGUAGAUGACUUACAGUAUUUUCUUAUUGGGCUCUAUACAUUUGUAAGUCUUCUCGGUUUUAUGGGGAAUCUACUUAUUUUAAUGGCUCUCAUGAAAAAGCGUAACCAGAAGACUACAGUAAACUUCCUCAUAGGAAAUUUGGCCUUUUCUGAUAUCUUGGUUGUGUUAUUUUGCUCGCCUUUCACACUGUCUUCUGUCUUGCUAGAUCGGUGGAUGUUUGGCAAAAUCAUGUGCCAUAUUAUGCCUUUCCUUCAGUGUGUGUCAGUUCUGGCUUCAACUUUAAUUUUAAUAUCAAUUGCCAUUGUCAGGUAUCAUAUGAUAAAACGUCCUAUAUCUAAUAAUUUAACAGCAAACCAUGGCUACUUCUUGGUAGCUACUGUCUGGACACUGGGUUUUGUGAUUUGUUCUCCCCUUGCAGUGUUUCACAGUCUUGUGGAACUUCAGGAAACAUUUGGUGCAGCAUUGCUGAGCAGCAGGUAUUUAUGUGUUGAGUCGUGGCCAUCUGAUUCAUAUAGAAUUGCUUUUACUAUCUCUUUAUUGCUAGUCCAGUAUAUUCUCCCCUUGGUUUGUCUAACUGUAAGUCAUACCAGUGUCUGCAGGAGUAUAAGCUGUGGAUUGUCCAACGAAGAAAACAGACUAGAAGAACAUGAGAUGAUCAACUUGACUCUUCAUCCAUUCAAAAAGACCGAGUCUCAAGUGAAACUCUCUAGCAGCCGUAAAUGGAGUUACUCAUUCAUCAGAAAACAAAGAAGGAGAUAUAGUAAGAAGACGGCAUGCGUGUUACCUGCUCCAACAAGAUCUUCUCAGGAGAACUAUUUGAGGACACUUCCAGGAGACUUUGGCCCUGUGAGAAGUCAGUUCUCUUCCUCCAGUAAGUUCAUACCAGGGGUCCCUACCUGGUUUGAGAUGAAGCCUGAAGAAAACUCAGAUGUUCCUGAAAUGAGAGUAAAACGUUCUGUCACAAGAAUAAAAAAGAGAUCUCGAAGUGUUUUCUACAGAUUGACCAUAUUGAUAUUAGUGUUCGCUGUCAGUUGGAUGCCACUACACCUUUUCCAUGUGGUCACUGAUUUUAAUGACAACCUUAUUUCAAACAGGCAUUUCAAGUUGGUGUAUUGCAUUUGUCAUUUGUUAGGCAUGAUGUCCUGUUGUCUUAAUCCAAUUCUAUAUGGAUUUCUUAAUAAUGAGAUUAAAACUGACUUAAUGGCUCUUAUACACUGUCUUCAUAUGUCAUAAUUCUCACUGUUUACCAAGGAAGGAACAAACAUUGGGAUAAUCUAAAAUGUAUUCCUGAUAACUAUGUAUGUAUAGUAAGCAAAUUUUGUUAACAUAUGGAGUUUAAUUUAUGUGAAAGAGUUCUGGAUUUGUAUGUCGGUUUAUAAUAUAUGGAAGAUAAUUUUAAUGUGUUAUAAUAUGAUUAACUUUUGUCCAAAGUCGGUGUCAAUUUGGUCUGUAAUUUUAUUUUAAAAAGUGAUUGUGUUGCCUUCCAUUUCAUGUUGUCUUAUAAAUAAAUGAGUUGUAUUUUUUGUUUAAAAUAAAAGUCAUAUUUAACCAA
Galeopterus variegatus (Sunda flying lemur) is the source of this 1779-nucleotide messenger RNA. It is a transcript of the gene NPY5R, whose product is annotated as neuropeptide Y receptor Y5. The coding region runs from base 90 to 1460 and encodes 456 amino acids. The record is from RefSeq and is a predicted model, not a curated record. Lineage: Eukaryota; Metazoa; Chordata; Mammalia; Dermoptera; Cynocephalidae. The transcript has a single exon. Gene Ontology annotation, biological process: G protein-coupled receptor signaling pathway. Gene Ontology annotation, molecular function: neuropeptide binding; neuropeptide Y receptor activity. Gene Ontology annotation, cellular component: plasma membrane; neuron projection.